AUGUGGUGUGACAGUCUCGUGGAGUCAGACAUGGAGGGACAUCAACAUCAACGCCGCGCACACCAGCCCUCAAACGGUUCAAGCUCUCCCAUGCACCUCUUUGGCUGGAUGAGGAGGCCUGGAGUGGAGACUGAGCGGGCCGAGAGGGCCGAGAGAGUCGCCCCCCACCAGACACCCCCAGCGGCACCUGCUGUGGCUCUGACCCUCCCAAACAGGGCUCUCAUCCGCGAGCUGCUCUGGCACCUGGAGCAGAGGGAGAGCCUGCUCCGCGAGGAGGCCUGGCACCUGUACCUGUCACGGGGAGGACCUCAGCAGGAGUGCCACCGCCACCGCCACCACCACCACCACCCUCCACUCCCUCCUCCUCCCCCACCCCACGCCACGCCGCGCCCGCUGAUGCCCGUCUCCGAGAGGAGGCAGUUGGAGCGGCUGUGUGCCCGCGUGCCGCCCUCUCACACGGCCGCCGUGCUGUCCAGGUUCCGUGAGGUGCUGUCCACCAAUGAGUUCCUGCCGUGGGAGCUGGUGUGCGUGUUCAAACAGGUCUUGAGGGACUUCCUGGUCCGGGAGGAGGGGACAGGGAGUGUGUCGACACGGCCGUCACCACCACCAACACGAUCGCGCCCACCACCACCACCACCUCCUCAUCCUCCACAUCCCCAUACCCAUUCACAUCCACCUCCACCAUCAUCAUCUCACUCACCCACAGUACAAGGAGGAGCAGCAGGAUCAAGACCACCUUCCUUAUGCCACUCAGCGGACUACCGGCUCAGUGAUGCCCCAUUGGGAGACACAUCAACGUCCACCUCCAGUCCAACAAUGAGGGGCCGGGCCGAGGCGGGUGGAGGAAAGCGGCAUCAUCGUCGGGAGGAGAUUCCCACCAUCUCCAGCUACGUGGACCGGCACCUGGGGGGCUCCUCCGGCUGCCCCAAUGCUGCCGUCAUGCAGCGGGACUGGAGCCUGCCUUACUGCUACUCGUUCCCCCAUGACCACCCUGGGGCUUGUAAUGGUACUACACUUUAGCUGUCCUUCUCAAAGGGAGGUGGAUAUGGGCUGGAUUGAGAUGGAUCAAGGAAA
Messenger RNA from Engraulis encrasicolus (European anchovy), 1074 nucleotides. It is a transcript of the gene rd3l, whose product is annotated as RD3 like. Bases 1 to 1020 code for a protein of 339 amino acids. The record is from RefSeq and is a predicted model, not a curated record. NCBI's taxonomy places the organism in Eukaryota, Metazoa, Chordata, Actinopteri, Clupeiformes, Engraulidae. The transcript has 3 exons.